Messenger RNA from Botrytis byssoidea, 1536 nucleotides. RefSeq lists its product as uncharacterized. Gene Ontology annotation, cellular component: mitochondrion; membrane. Gene Ontology annotation, biological process: heme biosynthetic process. The transcript has a single exon. Bases 1 to 1536 code for a protein of 511 amino acids. The record is from RefSeq and is a predicted model, not a curated record. Gene Ontology annotation, molecular function: protoheme IX farnesyltransferase activity. Lineage: Eukaryota; Fungi; Ascomycota; Leotiomycetes; Helotiales; Sclerotiniaceae.
AUGAUUGUCCGGUCUCCUAUAUUUGCUGGUGCUUUACGGCAAAAUGGUUUGGGAAAUAUAUGCCUUUCAUGCUCCCUGCGAACGGAAUUGAGAGGAAUCCGAAGAGCUGAGAGGAAUUUCUCGAAUUCAAAUGGUAGGAAAACAACAAUAGUGCAGAGAUUGGGGACUGGCUAUUUCUUUACAAAUAGAGAUCUUUUUGGGAAUGCAGGAAAGGGUGGCAUGAGUACUUCUGUGGAUGCACUCAGCAGGAAAGGCGUAGAUGGGGCAAAAGAAAGCAUCGAGAAUGGAUCUACGAUACCAGUCACUGCAGAAUUAGAAAACCUGCCACCCCAUCGACGAAGGCGGCAAAAACAAUCACUCGAACAAGCUGAUAAAGAAUUCCUUCCUGAGAAUGCUUCCACCAUCCAUGCCGACCGCGCGAGCGCACUUCCACAAUCUUCCAUAAAACGACUAUUAUCAGUCCUCUUGUCACUCACCAAACCCCGCCUUUCUAUGCUCGUCGUUCUUACCGCAUGCUCAGCCUACACAUUAUACCCAGUACCUUCGCUUUUAUCCUCGACACUUCUUGAAACACCCAGUUUGAGCCCCCUUACCCUUCUCUUCCUUACGACCGGCACGGCCCUAUGCGCCGCCUCCGCGAAUACCCUCAAUAUGCUUUAUGAACCUAAAUACGACGCGCAAAUGUCACGAACACGAAAUAGACCCCUUGUUCGAAAACUCAUUUCGCCUGGUGGGGCUUUACUUUUCGCAAUUGCAAGUGGAGUUGUUGGAGUAGGAGGUUUAUAUUAUGGGGUCAAUCCCACCACUGCAUUUUUGGGUGCUUUGAAUAUUGGGCUAUAUGCUGGUGUUUAUACGCCGUUGAAAAGAGUCACAGUCUUCAAUACUUGGGUCGGUGCAAUAGUUGGAGGUAUUCCUCCAUUGAUGGGAUGGACUGCUGCGGCUGGACAAACUUCCUCACAUCUUUCUUCUUCCUCAACACCUGAAUGGCAGGAUUUACUACUUGGACCAGAUAGUGCGGGAGGUUGGUUACUAGCAGGAUUGCUAUUUGCAUGGCAACUUUCGCAUUUCAUGCCUUUAUCCUGGUCUAUCCGUGAAGAAUACAAAGGCGCCGGAUAUAGAAUGUUAUGUUGGGUAAAUCCCGCCAUGAAUGGUCGCGUGGCUCUCAGAUAUAGUAUCGCAUGCAUACCCCUAUGCAUUGGGCUUUGUUAUGCGAAUGUAACUGAAUGGACAUUCGCAGCAGCUAGCAUGCCUGUAAAUGUAUGGUUGGUGCGAGAGGCGUACAGGUUCUGGAAAUACGAGGGCCAAAAAGGAAGCGCGAAAAAGCUCUUUUGGGCAAGUGUUUGGCAUUUACCAGUCGUACUUGUCUUGGCAAUGGUGGAGAAGAAGGGGUUGUGGAGUAGAAUUUUGUCGGCGAUUUUUGGACAGAGAACAGAGGAUGAUGAGGAGUGGGAAUAUGUGGACGAGGAUGAUCAUGAGGAAAUACCUGUGCAGAAAUUGUCUGUCCCAGUAGUCGCCUCGGCAGAACCGAGUAGAUAA